CACCCAGCUGUCAGCCGUCAUUUGUUUUUUGACGUGUACACACGUACGAGCGGUGUUUGUUGUGGUUUUAUAAAAGAAAAAAAUCGUAAUUAUUCAAUUAUCCUAUCGCAAACUAUUCACUUUAUCAACAGUAAAAGUGUUAAUCAACGGUUACAAUAAAGUUUCUGUCGUUAAAACGAUGUGUGAGAAGUGAUUGGCCCCGUGAAUGUGUUACAAGAAUUUAGAACUCGAAUAUUGUACGUUCUGAGUAUCAAUUGUGAUGUUUCUUAUUUACAUUUGCGUCCACCGCAUAGCGGGAACAUAUAUUACGGGACUAUGGACGAGCUAAGUUGUCCAUGACAGCAUAUUUCUCACAUAGACGUUAACAAAAUAGUGUUCGAAAAUGCGUUUAAAUAUCAAAAAAUUAACUAUAUUCGUGGGUUGUCUGGUGUUUUUAUGGAUUCUAAUAUCGUACGCUUCUGUAAUAGAAGUGCCGAAGACUUCUAGCUAUAAAAAUGCCGCCGUAGAAAUAGAAAAUAGGAUAAUAAGACUGCAGCAAAAGAUGGAUGAGCAGAUAGCUGAGAGCAAUCGCUUGUUAGAGAAAGUUAAGAAGUUGAGGAAGACAGAUAAUGACAUUAAUGAGGGAGAAGAAGAGGAGAAUGCGAAAGAUAUGGAAGUUUUACAGCAUGUAGCGCAACCAAUCCUGCCAGUGUUAGUGAUAGCGUGUGACCGAGUAACAGUCAAGAGGUGUUUAGACAACCUGGUCAAGUUUAGGCCCAGUAAGGAGACCUUCCCCAUUAUAGUUAGUCAGGAUUGCGGCCACAACGCAACAUACGAAGUGAUAAAGUCCUACACGACUCUAGAUUCCUCUAUCUCCGUGGUGAGACAACCAGACCUUUCAGAGAUCGUUCUGCCGAGGGUCAAAGUCAAGUUCAGAGGAUAUUAUAAGAUAGCCAGGCACUAUAAGUUCGCUCUCAACCAUGUUUUUGAGACCCUGGGACAUGAGGCUGUCAUUAUUGUUGAAGAUGACCUGGACAUAUCCCCGGAUUUCUUCGAGUACUUCCUCGGCACAUAUCCUUUACUCCUCAAAGACCAUACGCUUUGGUGCAUAUCAGCAUGGAAUGACAACGGCAAAAUGGAAGUUAUAGACAUGUCUCGACCCGACUUGUUGCAUCGCACCGACUUCUUCCCCGGGCUCGGCUGGGUACUGCGGAGGGAGAUGUGGCUUACACUCGCACCUAAAUGGCCCGCUGCUUUCUUUGACGACUGGCUGCGUAACCCAGUGAAUAUUGACGGCAAGGCGUGCAUACGACCUGAGAUAUCAAGGACAUACUCUUUUGGAAAGAUAGGCGUAAGCAAAGGGCUAUUCUUCGACAUACAUCUACGCAAUAUACAAUUGAACAUGGAGUAUGUAGAGUUCACAAAGUUAAACCUCACAUAUUUACUCAAGGAAAACUACGACGACGCUCUAGUCAACAAAGUAUACAAUCUACCCGAGAUGACGGCAGAGGAGGUGGCGAGCGGCGUCUCCGGCAACAAUGCCGUGCGGGUCAUGUACAGCAACGCCAAGACUUACCAGCGGGCCGCCAAGAAACUGGGCCUUAUGGACGACUUUAGAAGCGGCGUCCCCCGCACGGCGUACCGCGGCAUAGUCACAUGCUUUGUUCGCGGACGCCGCGUGUUCCUCGCUCCCGACUACGACUGGACCAAGUACUACCCCACCUGGGGCUAGCCAACACAUAAGUAAUAGACCUUAUUAUUACUAUAUACUCCAUUUAAGUAGGCACUUAAGUAAAGGUAAACAUUCUUGAUAUGGCUGAUAAAAAGGUGAAGGAAAACAUCUUGAGGAAACGUGGAGUAUAAAGUCUGAAAUCACCAACCCGCAUUGAGCAAGCGUGGUGAUUCACGCUCAAUCCUUCUCCGUGUGAGAGGAGGCCGCAGCCCAGCAGUGGGACGAUGAAAAGGCUGUAACAGUUGUAAAUAUUCUUGAUAGGACUUUUUACACAAAUACAUACAUUUUACAUUUAUUCUACCUUUUGUAUAAAUAAAAAUAAAUGCCACUUUUUGUUGUAAUGUUAUAACUCAAGAAGGGGUCACCUAUCCAAAGCAAAUAUUCAGGCUUUGUUCGGACUAUGUAGUAGAUUUGUAUAUGUAAAGUUUCGGUUCUUCAUUUAUCGCAUUUUUUAAAAAAAUAGUGGACUUUAGCUAUACGCAGCGAAGCACGUACCGGGCCGCUAGUUAUUUAUAAAUUAAACUUCUGCUUAAAAUUUAUUCAAUUGAUUUAGUUACAUUGUUAGUAGCAAAUUAAAAUUAAGUUAUAUCAAGAUAAUUUAUCUUUAGUUUAGUGCCUACUCGAAUGUAGAAUGAUUUGUGACUACUCGUAAUUUCUCACUUGGGGUUUUUUGAACCCCAACUUGGGGUGCCAAUCACCCUAUACUGUAAUAGUAGAUUUUUAUAUGAAUGUCCCAAUGUUUUAGUGAGUGUAGCUUACUGAGUCUGCAAUUUUCCUGUAUGACUACUUGGGGUAUUAUAUGCCCCCACCACUCUGAAGUAUAAUAAUACAUGUGUAUUUAUUAAAUGGCAUAACAAUCACUAAAAUAGUUAAAACGAAAGCCCUUACGCCUUAUACAUACUACUCAUUACAGUAAAUAAUGGUUUUCUGAACAAUUACUUUACAAAACUCAAAAUUCAAAAUCAAUUUUUUUUAUUUCAAAUAGGCCUAUUAAAGCUCUUUCGAAACGUCAAAGUUAGGUGCAAGUUAGGUACAGAAUAUGAAACAAAUUCAUGGAGCCACUUAUACCCUCUCGAUACAAAAUUAUACAAGACCCAUGAAAACCCUGAACACCUAUUCUACUUUAAAAAAUAUCGUCAUACCCAAUCUUAAAGGUAAAAAAAAAUCGAGGCGUCGAAUAAUUAAAAACAUGGUUAUAAUGGCUGUCUUGUCACUCUAGCGCUAGAAAUAAAAUUAUUGUAAAUACAAUCGAGUUUGUUCUCGUGUCUUUUCGAAUGUUUACACUGUAUUAGAUGUAAUUUGUGGGCAUACUGUACUAAGUUUAGUUCGGUAUGUAAAGCUUAUUUUUGGUGUACGAAUCUUUAUAAAGGACUAGCUGAUCCCGCGAACUUCGUAUCGUUUAAACCUUCCCUGGACUUCUACAAACAUUUUAAAACCAAAAUCAGCUCAAUCGGUCCAGCCGUUCUCGAGUUUUAAUCAGACUAACGAACAACAAUUCAUUUUUAUUUAUAUAGAUUAUGAUAACCGACUUAGAAAAAGCAAGUUCUUGAUUGACUGUAUCUAUGUCUUUUUUGGCAAUUUAUUUAUGAAAAUUGAAAAUUUUCGGACAUAUUUUUUAAUGUGAGCUAUUUUGCCAUAUUUCGGAUUUCAAACUACUCGUGAUAAUAAGACAAGAUAUUACACAAAAUAUGAAUUUUUAAUAACGCUUUUUUAUGGUCAUUCAGAAUAUUUAGAUUCGUACGCAGAAAUUAAGCUUUUUGCUCAUAUUCAAGUAGUAAUACACUGAAGCAACAUUUUUUUUUCUGUGAAACCCAUGAAAUUUCUCCUUUCAGUGGAUACUACAGGUUUAAAUUCUUAAUUUAAGAGCCAAAAUUGUGGCUUCAGUGUGUACUACAAAUUAAUAUAAUAAUGCCAAUACUAAUAUAAGUCACGUCGACUAAAUUAAGAUAUUUAGUAAUAAUAAUUUUAGUAACUUAACUAUAGAGUUACUAAAUCAAGUGAUUAUAGAUAAUUUUGUAAAUAUAUCAUUUUAAUUUUAUGUGUAGGUUGUUUUUGGUAAUGCAUUAUAUUUUAAUAUUAUUUCACAGAACAUAAUAUAAUUAAAUUAUUACUUUUUUAAGAAAGGGUAAACCGUGGAUGGACGGCAAAAAUUAUACGUAUCUAUUUUGAAGACCAACAAAAUAUGGACAAUUGAUGCAAACGCUGUAUUCAAGAAAAUUAUAUGAAUUUAUUCUUAUCAUGUAAUGCGUUACCAAAAAGCCUAACAUUAACUGACAAAUAACGUCACAAACAUAGGUUUUAAUUUCCUUUUCAAUUGAACGAAAGAUCUUCCAUUAAUUUUAAUAUUUAAUGUCGCUUUAUGUUUUCAAAUUGUAUAUUGAAGAAAUGUAAUCAUUUAACUUAUCAACUUUACAAAAACUACCAUAACAUGGCAGAUUUUUUACAACAGGCAAUAAAAUAAACACUUCUUCGGUAUACGAUUUGUACGUACAGAUGACAGAAUGUCAACCUACCUCUAUCUGUCAAAUGUCUUCAAUAGAUUUUCAACCUUAUCACAAUAGUAGAAGGUUAAUAUUCGAUUGCUAUAGUUAUCGGCACUCAGAGCUCAAGAUUCGUGCCGGUAACUAUAUUAUUUGACAGAUUCGGAUAGGUUGACCUACUGGCGUCUGUACCCUUAGGUCACAAUUUAAUUUUAUUUCUAGACUAAGCUUGAGAUUUAUUCUCGAAUAUAACUGAACUUAUAUUUUGUUUUUGUCGUGCAAUAAACAUUUUCUGUAAUAAUGAUCUUGUAGUAACAAUAAUAUCGAAUAAUAUUGAUCUUAAUUUUUGAAGCUGGUCAGUUUAGCAAAUUUUUUUAGGUCACUUUUGUUGGCCUUUAAAAUAGAUUUUUUUAUGUAUUUCGAAAUGAUCAGAUUUUAAAAACUGACAUGAUAAGAAAGAUUUUAACUAAGGCCCGUCUAGAUGAGCUACGCUGGCCCGUCUAGGCGCGCCCUUAUAUUCCCAAAUUGUAUGACUAUGAAAAAAAUUACAAUAAUUUCAUUCCAUAAACAAUUCAAAUUUUUAAUUAGACUUAUUUAUUUUAUUUUGACGAUCACCAUUGAGGUAGCUAGCUAGUUCGCAUCAACAGACAUCCGACAUUUCAAUAUAUUGAAUACCAUAUAAGACUGUGAUCUGCAUUGUAUUAUAUUAUUGUGCAUGUAUAUAGCCCAAGUUAUGUAUUUAUAACUUAAUAUAUUAAAUGGUUUUGUUUAA
Messenger RNA from Helicoverpa armigera (cotton bollworm), 4963 nucleotides. RefSeq names its product alpha-1,3-mannosyl-glycoprotein 2-beta-N-acetylglucosaminyltransferase-like (gene gly). Gene Ontology annotation, cellular component: Golgi apparatus. Gene Ontology annotation, molecular function: alpha-1,3-mannosylglycoprotein 2-beta-N-acetylglucosaminyltransferase activity. The transcript is spliced from 9 exons. The coding region runs from base 383 to 1711 and encodes 442 amino acids. Gene Ontology annotation, biological process: protein N-linked glycosylation. The record is from RefSeq and is a predicted model, not a curated record. Lineage: Eukaryota; Metazoa; Arthropoda; Insecta; Lepidoptera; Noctuidae.